This is a messenger RNA of Stylophora pistillata, 1107 nucleotides long. Its product is annotated as adhesion G protein-coupled receptor L4-like. Gene Ontology annotation, molecular function: G protein-coupled receptor activity. The record is from RefSeq and is a predicted model, not a curated record. Gene Ontology annotation, biological process: G protein-coupled receptor signaling pathway; cell surface receptor signaling pathway. Gene Ontology annotation, cellular component: plasma membrane. NCBI's taxonomy places the organism in Eukaryota, Metazoa, Cnidaria, Anthozoa, Scleractinia, Pocilloporidae.
UUAACUUCUUCAAUCCAAAGCAUAUGGUCCCGUGACACAAAUUCUUCAGAGAGUCAAAAACUGAAGGAUACCUUUUCUGCUGCGCUUAUCUUUGAAGGCCUAUUAGGGAGGAAAGCCAGAGAACGACAGAACCUCAGAAUUCAUGAGCACAUGGAUGUCGAUGAAGAUCUGGAGUUUCGAGUCAGACACAAUGUCUUCCAGAAAGGAGACGACUUCCUGUUUAAUACAAGCAAUCGUGAGAACUUUAUCAAGAUUCCCUCAGCUAACCUAGAUCAAGACUCAGUAGCACUUGGACUUGCAUAUAACAAGGUAUCCAAGUUUUUCACAAACUAUUCAGCUAGUUCCCAGAGAGGCAACAAAACAAGAAUACUGGACAGUAUAAUUAUGUCCGCUGUUGUAGACCCUCAGCCUGGACUUUUGUUAGAAAAUGUCACAUUGGUGUUUAAGAACAUAAGGGUGGAUCGAAAAAACAGAAUAUGUGUAUUCUGGAGCUUCUCUGAAGACAGCUCUGGGAGUUGGUCAAGGGAAGGAUGUCAAACAAAUAUGAUAUCCGAUCACCAUACAAAAUGUGUUUGCAAUCACUUAACUCACUUCGCUGUGCUCAUGGAUUUCACCGACAAUGGUGCUGAAGGGAAGUCUUUCAACCAGGAAAAAACUCGUUCAGAUGAACAUGACAAAAUACUGACAAUCCUGACUCAAGUAGGGAUGGCUUUAUCUCUCACUGGAGUCGUACUCACAGUUAUCAGCUAUCUUCAGCUCACAGACAGACAUUCACCUUUGUGUCACACACGGGUUAGUCUGAGUUCCUGCAUUGGAGCAGGACACAUCAUCUUUUUUGCUGGAAUUAACUCCAUUGAAAACAAGGCUGCUUGCGUAACUGUGGCUGCUUUCAUGCAGUAUUUCCUGAUGGCUUCCUUUUGCUGGAUGCUUGUCGAGGGCAUUUAUAUCUACUUAUUUGUUGUAAAGGUGUACAACAUCACCGAUAAAAUCUAUCGCUACCAUGGCUUUUGCUGGGGAUUGUCUGCAACCAUGGUUGCUGCAUCUCUUGUCAUUACGGCAGGAAAAAAUGGAAUAGAAACUUUUGUCAGUGAUACAAAGUAUGUUUGA